AUGGCACGAUAUUUCAAAUGGCUGCUCGCGGCCUUGCUGGCACUGGUGCUGCUGCUUGCAGCCGUGAUCUUUGCGCUGCACCGCUGGGUUGGCUCCGACGAUUUCAGGCAACGUGUUGAACGCGAGGCCGGCGCUGCACUCGGUGUGCCGGUUGUCGUCGGCAGCAUGACGGUUGACGUGUGGCCGCUGCCCGCCGUGGCCUUUGGCGGCCUGACGGUGCAAAGCCAGCCCCCGGUCACGCUUGAGCGGCUGGAAGUGCGCCCGCAAUGGCAGGCGCUGCUGCGCGGUGAACUUUCGGUGGCCACGCUCAUCAUUCGCAAGGCCGUGCUGCCCCAACGGGGCAUAGAUGCGAUAUUGCUGGCGCUGCAGAAAAAGAAACAGGUCGCUGCGGCCGGCCAGCCCUCGCCUGCGGUGCCUGCAUCAACACCUGCAACGCCAGCCACUGCGCAGAAGCUGGCCCCGGCCACAACUGCAGCCGCGACCCCUGCAGACGAACUGACCUGGCUGCCGCGCCGCACGAUUCUUGACGAUGUGACCUGGGUCAGCGACGCCGGCACCAGCACGGCUGUUGAAGGCGAGGCCAGGCUGGGCGCCGAUGCGUUGCCCGACAGCGCCAGCCUCAAGCUGAUACGCGGCAACCUGCAGGGGCUGACGGCGCAGCUCAAGCGCGAAUUGUUAUUGCACACACCAAAGGACCGUGAGGGCUGGAUCUAUCGCUGGUCUCUGGUCGUCAAUGUCGGCGGCGGCAACAUCACAGGCAAGC
Ostertagia ostertagi is the source of this 763-nucleotide messenger RNA. The record is from the annotation of a GenBank genome assembly. Lineage: Eukaryota; Metazoa; Nematoda; Chromadorea; Rhabditida; Trichostrongylidae.